AUGGCUCCCAAACGCCCCCCAUCCGCCGGUCCCUCCCAACCCAAACGAACCCGCUUCGCGGCCGCUCCCGCCAUAUCCUCUCCCUCCUUAUCGGCAGACGAGUCUGCCUCGCUCCUCGAAGCCGACCUUCCCGAAGGCGGUCAGCGGGCAAAGCAACGCUCGCGCCGUCAACUAAAAGAUAAAGACGGGUACGGCUCGGACUCUUCCAACGAGGACGGAGAAGGGGUCGUACCCAGCAGGAAUAAGCCGGAGGUGGCGGAGGAUGAGGACAUGGAUAUGUUUGGGGAGGAUGUGGAUGCUCCCAAAGAAGUGGACAAGAAGGGGAAGGGGAAGGAGAAGGAGUUUAUGGAGCUCAACGAAAUUGAGGGGCAGGAAUUCGAGGUCACUGGGGAGGACGGGAUGGGGGAUGAUGACGAGGAUGAGGAGGAGAUACAUACGCAAAGGAGAAAAGCGGGAUUGGACGGAGAUAUGGGGUUCGAACUUACCGGUUUCAACAUGAAGGCGGAGAUGGAAGAAGGGAAGUUUACGGCGGAUGGAGAGUCUUACCUCGUCAACGAUAAAGAUGAGGGGGAGAAGCAUGAUGUUUGGUUGGAUGCGGUGGAUGAUGAGGAGAUCAAGAAGGCGAGGAGAGCACACAAGGAGCGGGAGAGGGUGGAGGAAGAGAGACAAGCCAAGGAGGAUGGGGAAGGGCGGAAGGAGGAGGAGAGGGCGCUGAUGAGGGAGGCAGUGGGGUGGAUGGAAAGGGGGGAGACGGUGUUGGAGUGUAUGGAGAGGCUGGGGAGGGAGGCGGAGGAGAAGAGGAGAAAGGAGGAAGUAGGGGAGGGAGGGAAAAAGAAGAGCUGGGCAGAGAAGCAAAAGGAGAGGAAGGCUGCUGCUGCUGCUGGAGUUAAAGAUCAAGCGACACCUUUCGCCCGGUUCUCGGAGAUCGUCUCUGCCCUUACGACGAUAGGCCACCUGGACGUCUACUCGCUGUCGAAAGAAGCAAUGCAGCGGAUGCUCCCUGCCGAUCCUGCUUCCGCCCAACAGUCAGCUCCGCCACCAGCAAGAGAUACGAGGGCGUUCCAGUAUCGAUUCAGUAUGGCAUAUGUGCGCGCGUUGCCGGAGGCGCAACGACCUGUCGAGAGGGAGGUGUUUGGCCCAUUUGCAGCCGAACAACUGCGGCAGUGGAGGAAUACGGGCUUCUUUGGCGGACCAGCGUGCGAGAAUGUGGAACUGAGGGUUGUAAAGCCAGAUGGGAGCGCGGGUGGUUGGGGAUCUUGGGAGAGUGUAGUCACACCGGUGUAG
Dioszegia hungarica is the source of this 1284-nucleotide messenger RNA. Its product is annotated as putative SMC2orf. The transcript has 3 exons. The record is from RefSeq and is a predicted model, not a curated record. Lineage: Eukaryota; Fungi; Basidiomycota; Tremellomycetes; Tremellales; Bulleribasidiaceae. The coding region runs from base 1 to 1284 and encodes 427 amino acids. Gene Ontology annotation, cellular component: U5 snRNP.